This is a messenger RNA of Aspergillus alliaceus, 504 nucleotides long. RefSeq lists its product as uncharacterized. Bases 1 to 504 code for a protein of 167 amino acids. The transcript is spliced from 3 exons. NCBI's taxonomy places the organism in Eukaryota, Fungi, Ascomycota, Eurotiomycetes, Eurotiales, Aspergillaceae. The record is from RefSeq and is a predicted model, not a curated record. Gene Ontology annotation, molecular function: nucleotide binding.
AUGGACGUAUCCACACAACUCCUAGACCGGGUGAUGAUAUUAUCAGUGCUUCGUCAACGAGGGCAGGGCAGCUGGACGCCUAUCUCUCACCUCCCAUAUCUCCAGAACUCCUCAAAAUAUGCUAUCACGGCCGUGUGCAACUCCUCCAUUGAAAGCGGUAACAAGGCUGUUGAGUCAAUGUGCGACUUCAAUACCGUCGAUCUAGUCGUUUGCGUCGUCAUCGUUUUCUCUCACUACAAGCUCGUUAAGCCUGCCAAUGAGCGAGGUAAGGGCGUCUAUGUUGAGUGGCCUCUCUGCACGACAACUGAGGAGUCGAAAGCACUUACCCAAUUGGCCAAGGAGGAGGGGAUCAAAACCAUAACUGGCUUUCAAUCUCGCGUUGGCCAUGUCCACUCCACAUUGCACGAUUUGCUCGACGGUGGGAGGAUUGGUCGAGUUCUAGCAACGCACAUUAUUGGCAGUUCUACCACCGCCAAGACGGGUAAUCGUCUGGACCAACGCUAA